UUACAUGGUACCAGGAGUGGUCCAACAGAUGUCAUGGAAAGUGUGAAGCCGCCUGAACCUCUGAAUUGGACGGGAAAUGUGGACUGCGAGUGGCGAACGUUUAAGCAACGAUUUAAGCUGUAUCUGCAGGCACUGGGCCUGGACACAAAGCCAGACGCGCGGAAAAUAGCACUGCUUCUCACCGUCGCGGGACCUCAGGCUGUGGAGGUAUAUAAUACGUUCAUAUUUGCUGAAAGGGAUCACCAGGAACAGUUCGACAAGGUUGUGGACAAAUUUGAUGAACACUGUUCACCAAAGAAGAACGAGACCUUCGAGCGGUAUGUGUUUCGAUCCCGCAUGCAAUUGCAAGGUGAAAGUUUUGAUGCUUUUGUGACGGACUUGAAAUUGAAAGCAAGAACAUGUAACUUCGGAGACUUGAAAGACUCAAUGAUUCGUGACCAAAUAGUGUUCGGAGUGAUCGAAAAAAAAAUGAGAGAGAGGUUACUACGGGAGCCUGAACUGAAGUUAGCUGAUGCUAUCAAAAUUGGCAACGCCAGCGAACUUGCUCAGCAGCAUGCAAAAAUAUUUAGCGGUCAGAAGGAUCAGGAGAGUGCAACGACGCACGUGGCUGCAGUGCAUAAGCAAAUUCAAAGACAGAAAAAACAGAGUAAACCACAAAAAGACACAGAGACAUUUUCCUGCAAAAGAUGUGGCAAUCAGCAUGCACCUAAACAGUGCCCUGCAUUUGGCAAAAUGUGUAGCAAAUGUAAAGGAAAGAAUCACUUUGCCAAGCAAUGCUUUUCAAAAUGGAAACAGAGUGGCAGUGAUCGAGUCCACACAGUGGAGGAAACGGAGCUUGCUGAUUCGUUCUUUGUCGGCAUGGUAGCGCAGCAUGAGGAUGGCAUGGCAGCACAGCCAAAAGACAUUGGACAGUGCACAAAUGCAACCUGUGCUGGAAAGGACAAGUGGAGUGUGCCACUGGAGAUAAAUGGUGCAGUCAUUCCGCUGAAGUUAGACACAGGGGCAAAGGCCAAUUUGAUCAGUGAAUGUGACAUCAGAGCAAUGAAGGUGAGACCACGCAUCCAUCCCAGCCCAGUGAAGCUCAAAGCCUACAAUGGACACAACAUUGACACAAAAGGCACAUGCAAACUAAAAGUGAAAAUUAAAGAAAAAGAGCAUCACCUUAUGUUUGUAGUUGUUCCGGAUGGACAUGACUCAUUAUUAGGUGACACUGCAUGUGAAAAUUUAGGCUUAGUGAGGAGGGUGUACUGCAUUAACAAUGUCAAUAGCCAGACCAGUGUGGAGACAAUAGUGAACCAAUACCCAGACAUCUUCAAGGGGUUUGGAGUCUUACCAUUCACCUACAAGAUACAACUGAAGGAUGAUGCACAGCCAGUCGUCCAUGCUCCCAGGCGCAUUCCAGCUCCCCUACGAGGAAAGCUGAAACAAGAACUGGAUAGAAUGCUGUCAUUGGGUGUGAUAAGGAAAGUAGAAGAGCCAACAGAAUGGGUGAAUUCGAUGGUGUGUGUCAGAAAAACGAAUGGAGAACUACGUGUGUGCAUGGAUCCAAAAGAUCUGAAUAACAACAUAAAAAGAGAGCAUUAUCAAAUACCUACCAGAGACGAGAUAACAAGCGAGAUGGCCGGUGCCAAAUACUUCAGUAAAUUGGACGCCUCUCAAGGCUUCUGGCAGUUAAAGCUGCAUGAGGACAGUACAAAGUACUGCACUUUCAAUACACCGUAUGGGCGCUACUGCUUCCAGAGAAUGCCUUUUGGCAUAUGCUCCGCUCCAGAAGUAUUCCACCGAACAAUGGAGCACAUCAUAGAGGGCAUUGAAGGUGUACGUGUGUAUGUUGAUGAUCUGAUCUUAUGGGGAUCUACUCUUGAGCAACACAACGAAAGGCUCAUCAAAGUGCUUCGGAGAGUCCAGAAGUACCAGCUGAAGCUGAACAGAUCGAAGUGUCAGUUUGGUGUGAACGAAAUCACCUUUCUUGGUGAUAAGUUGUCAGCAGCCGGUGUUGAACCGGAUAGAAGCAAGAUCAAAGCAAUACUGGACAUGCCAAGACCUGAAGACAAAAAAGGUGUGCUGCGGGCACUAGGCAUGAUCAAUUUCAUUGGAAAAUUCAUACCAAACUUAUCCUCCAAGACAGUGCACUUACGAGAGCUACUGCGUGACAGGUGUGAGUUCAAGUGGACAUCUGAACAUGAGGACAGCUCACAAAGGUUCGAGUCGAGUCCUAACGACCAAAGACACCACAAACAAGAGAACCAUGGCUACGGUCACUACACGGUGCAGUAA
Molecule: messenger RNA, 2277 nt
Organism: Cynoglossus semilaevis (tongue sole)
Lineage: Eukaryota; Metazoa; Chordata; Actinopteri; Pleuronectiformes; Cynoglossidae
Exons: 2
Coding region: 34-2277 (747 amino acids)
Source: RefSeq, a predicted model, not a curated record